AGCUUCCGCCGGGGCCGAGGUGGGUGCGUUUUGCCGCCGCCGAGGGAUAACUUUCUGGUGCUGGCUCUUCAGCAGUUGCCAGUCACGUGGACGUGUAGCCUCGAGACAGUUUUCUCGUUCCGUUUACAAAAGCAUCUUCCCUUUGGCCGUACAAGCGGUGACUAUCAUGUCGAGCUCGCGGGCCAGGCCCCGCCGGGAAGCCGUCAGUGGCGCCGCCGCCACCGGCCGGGACGAGCUGGUGUCGCAGUCCUUGCAAAGCGCAGAGCACUGUCUGGGCGUCCAGGACUUCGGCACCGCCUAUGCCCAUUACCUCCUUGUGCUCAGCCUGGCGCCGGAGCUGAAAGACAGCGUGAAGGUGAGGGCCCUUUUUUCUCUCACUUGCGGGGAGAUCCAACAUUCUUGUGAAAAAAUAAAAAAAUUGGGCGGGGAGGGGUGGCACUCUAGAAUGGGCUUUAGAGAUGAAGCAGCUGGGUAUUUUCAUAAAGCAGUGAAACUAAACCCUGAUUUCAGUGAUGCAAAGGAGAAUUUUUAUCGUGUUGCAAACUGGUUGGUGGAACGCUGGCACUUUAUCAUGCUUAAUGACACCAAGAGGAAUAUGAUUUAUAAUGCAGCAAUCCAAAAGGCAAUUUGUUUGGGAUGGGCUGAAGAGCUUGAUGCUCUCAAUCGAAUACAAGACUUACUUGGUUGCUAUGAGCAGGCCUUGGAACUGUUUCCUGAUGAUGAAGUGAUUUGCAAUAGUAUGGGGGAGCACCUCUUCAGAGUGUCCCUAGUUGUAACAGAAACUGUCGAUGCAGGUUUAUUUGGAGAAGGAAUUGUGGAGAGUUUGAUUCAUGCAUGGGAGCAUUUACUUUUGCAGCCAAAGUGUAGCAUGUUUGCUAAAAAAGCUGGAGCACAUUCUGUGUAUGCCUGUGAGUUAUCCAAGACCAUGUAUGAACUCGCCUGUGAUGUAGUGGCAGCAAAUAAGAUGGAAGGAGGGAUCAGACUCUUACACAUGAAGUCCUUUGACAUAGAAAUUCCAAAACACAUUCCUGAAAGCUUCAUUACCAAAGAUGAUAGAGUUCCCUGGAGCCCUCCACUCACCCCCAAAUUUGGGGACGUGGUGGUGGUACCUAACUACUGGAUAAAGCCUGGAGACCAUGUGAUGAUGGAAGUGUCUUGUCAAGACUGUUACUUAAGAAUCCAGAGUAUUAGUGUCUUGGGUUUGGAAUGUGAAAUGGAUGUUGGAAAAAGUUUUACCAAGAAUAAAGACUUGCUAUCAUUAGGAAAUGAGGCUGAACUCUGUAGUGCCCUGGCUAAUCUUCAGACCAGUAAACCAGAUGCUAUAGAGCAGACCUGUGUAUUGGAGUCUACGGAAAUUGCUUUGCUUAAUAACAUCCCAUAUCAUGAAGGCUUUAAAAUGGCAAUGAGGAAAGUUUUGUCUUCACUGACCCCAGAGAAACUGUGUCAGGCCAUGGAUACGCACUGUCAGAAUAAUGAGAUGGGCUCUGGUACAGGUCAGAAUAAUACCGCACAGAGCACCCCCGAACCUUUCUACGUGUUAGAUGUGUCUGAAGGCUUCUCUAUUCUGCCUAUCAUUGCUGGCACACUUGGGCAGGUUAAACCAUAUAGUUCAGUAGAAAAAGACCAGCAUCGUAUUGCUCUGGACCUCAUAUCUGAAGCCAAUCACUUUCCUAAAGAAACACUUGAGUUUUGGCUGAGACAUGUGGAGGAUGAAUCUGCUGUGUUGCAAAGGCCAAAAUCCGACAAGUUAUGGAGCAUAAUUAUAUUGGAUGUUAUUGAGCCAUCUGGGCUCAUUCAGCAGGAAAUAAUGGAAAAAGCCGCAAUAUCCAGGUGUUUACUACAGUCUGGAGGCAAGAUCUUUCCUCAGUAUGUGCUGAUGUUUGGGUUGCUUGUGGAAUCACAGACACUGGUAGAAGAGAGUGCUGUUCAAGGAAUAGAACGUACUCUUGGAUUAAAUAUAGCACCUUUUAUUAACCAGUUUCAGGUACCUAUACGUGUCUUUUUGGACUUAUCCUCAUUGCCCUGUAUACCUUUAAGCAAGCCAGUGGAACUUUUAAGACUAGAUUUAAUGUCUCCAUAUUUGAACACCUUUAACAGAGAAGUAAAGGUACAAAUUUGUAAAUCUGGACAAGUGACUGCUAUUCCAUUUUGGUAUCAUAUGUACCUUGAUGAAGAUAUUAGGUUGGAUACUUCAAGUGAAGCCUCCCACUGGAAACAAGCUGCAGUGGUUUUAGAUAAUCCCAUCCAGGUUGAAAUGGGAGAGGAACUUGUACUCAGCGUUGAGCACCACAAAAGCAAUGUCAGUAUCACAGUAAAGCAAUGAAGAACAGUUUUUCAAUGAAAAUUGUUUAAUUAGAGCAUCCAAUACAAAAUUCUUAUCUUAAUCAGUGGGGGUGUAUACAAAUUUAAUUCCUUGUAAUGGUCAGAUAUUUCAAAAAAUUGACAUUAAUAAAGCAUAUUUAAACGAUCCUAAAUUAAAGAGUGGCAUUAUUGUA
Molecule: messenger RNA, 2495 nt
Organism: Propithecus coquereli (Coquerel's sifaka)
Lineage: Eukaryota; Metazoa; Chordata; Mammalia; Primates; Indriidae
Gene: PRMT9
Product: protein arginine methyltransferase 9
Exons: 10
Coding region: 167-2323 (718 amino acids)
Biological process (GO): peptidyl-arginine methylation
Molecular function (GO): protein binding; protein-arginine omega-N monomethyltransferase activity
Source: RefSeq, a predicted model, not a curated record